CCUUGAAGUAGAACGCGUCCAGAUUUUCCGGUGUAAAGAGAGUGGAGGGGGAUUGCAAGAUCAGCUAGUGCCGCUUGGGAUGGAGAUGGAGUUUGACACAACUGAAGAUGCAGUCUUCCUUAACAGUUGGAUGGAGGGCGUACCAUAAAAUAUCACGGAAAGCUUUUGAUGCACUGGACUUGAAAGAGACGGUAACAAGCAGCUUCGGCUCGUUCGUUUCGGGGGUUAAAGCCGAACAACUCUCAGACCUGGUUCUGCACCGGAGUAAGCGCAUGAUCCUGGAUAACAUUGGAGUUGGGCUCCUGGGUAGCACCAGUCAUGUUUUUGACAUUUGUCUGAAUUACUGCCGGCAUAUGUUUGCCCAAGACCCGGUCAGCUCAGUGUAUGGACGUAGUGGUUUAAAACUUUCGCCUACUCUAGCUGCGUUUACCAAUGGAGUCGCGGUCCACUCCAUGGACUUCGACGACACUUGGCAUCCCGCCACUCACCCAUCGGGGGCUGUGCUGCCUGCUCUCCUGGCUGCCGCUCAGAUGCUGCCUGCGAACUCCAAACGCAGCGGUCUCGACUUGCUACUGGCCUUCAAUGUGGGUAUUGAAAUUCAAGGCCGGUUAAUGCGCUUCUCUCAGGAAGCACACAACAUCCCCAAGAGGUUCCACCCUCCGAGUGUUGUGGGGACAAUGGGUAGUGCUGCAGCUAUUGCUAAAUUUCUGAAAUUUAAUUCCAACCAAUGUAUUAAUGCCCUGGCUAUUGCGGCUUCAUUUGCAGGGGCACCAAUGGCCAAUGCAGCUACCCAGGCAAAACCCAUCCAUAUUGGCAAUGCUGCACGGCUAGGCUUUGAGGCAGCUCUCCUGGCUUCUAAAGGAAUGGAGGGUAGUGCUACAAUUCUAGAUGAUACCCCUGGCUGUUUUGGGUUUUCUGCUUUCUAUGGUGAUUAUCAACCUCAAGAGAUACCACCUCUCGAGCAGACAUGCUUCUUGCUAGAAGAGCAAGACAUGGCAUUUAAGCGCUUCCCAGCACAUCUGGGCAUGCACUGGGUGGUCGAUGCUGCUAUCUCUGUGAGGCAAUUAGCGACUCUCAAUGAAGGUGCUUUCUCCCCUUCCAUGAUCGAGAAGAUCAUUCUGCGAGUCCCUGCUUCACGCUACAUCAACAGACCGUUCCCAAAGACGGAACACGAGGCUCGUCAUUCCUUCCAGUUCAAUGCCUGCUCUGCAUUGUUGGAUGGAGAUGUGAGCAUUGACUCAUUCAGUGAAAGCAAACUGCAGCGAGCUAAUCUCAGUGAGCUACUGAACAAAGUGGAGCUUCAGCAUCCUGAAGAUAACUUGGCCAACUUUGAGAAGAUGUAUGGAGAAGUAGUUUUGGUCCUGAAGAACAAUGAUAUUCUCUGUGGAAGAUGUGACACCUUUUACGGACAUUGGCGAAACCCUCUGUCUAGAGAAUCCCUGGUCAAGAAAUUCAAAAAUAAUGCAUCAUAUGUGCUGCAGCAGGACAAUAUAGAAGCUAUCAUUGAAUCAGUUGAAAACCUUGAAAAUAUGAAAGAUUGUUCCAUGUUAAGUUCUUAUUUGGAGUGAAAAAGAUUAAUUUUUACAGAUUUCUAAGAGUGAUUUUAGCAUGCAAUUCAUGGGUGAAAUGUAAUCUGUGCUGAAAUGAUUGAAACUUCUGGUGUCACUGAGUGUAAAAUUGAUGGCAUCAACAGUGUGGAGGUGCAACUCAGGGAACUCGAUUCCACUGAGCGAAGGGGCCUGAUUAUUACAAAGGAAACAGAAGCAGAGUCUUUGUAUAUAUUCUUAACACAUCAAACUGGGCAGGAAUACUGAGUUGUGGUUAGUGAGAUAACACACGCACUGCCUCUUUGGAAAUCCCACCACUUCUGUGACAAUAGUAGCCUUGCUGCCAUCCCAGCCUGAUAAUGGUUUGCAUUCAUACUGUAAGGUGCAUCACCGUCCAUAUUCAGUAUAUAGUCCAUGUUUUAAUAGGGAAUUGGCUAAUAGUUGCGUAGUGUUUAACACAACACUUCACAGCAUCAGCGACCCAGUUUCAAUUCCCGCCGCUGUCUGUAAGAUGUUCUUGCAUUCUCCCCAUGACCACAUGGGUUUCCUCUGGGUACCCCCACAGUCCAAAGACUUACUGACUGGUUAGUAGGCUAAUUGGUCAUUAUAAAUUGUUCCAUAAUUAAGAUAUGGUUAAAUCAGGGGCUGCUGGGUGGCAUGUGCUGAAGGGGCAGAAGGGCCUACUCCAUGCUUGACACAAAUAAAUAAAUAGAUAAUAUCUGUAAUCUGUCCAUUCUCAAAAGAUGUGGUUUCUAUUGGCCUAAAGAAAUAGCAAAUUUGGAAUUCUUAGAACACCCACGGCCAACACUAGAUAUACGUACUUUCUACCACUAUGAAUAUAUCCUUAACUGUCCUUCAAUUGGAAGGUGGAAAAACCAAGUGAAUUCGGAUUACGCUGAAAAUAAUUGCUCACUUUCAAACUUGAAAGCUAAUCUUAGCACAAGAGCUUCGAGUAUUGUAUUUGUAAAUUGUUUUCCUGAAUCAACAUGCUGAUAAUAAAGAUGGUAA
Hypanus sabinus (Atlantic stingray) is the source of this 2555-nucleotide messenger RNA. RefSeq names its product immunoresponsive gene 1, like (gene irg1l). The transcript is spliced from 6 exons. The record is from RefSeq and is a predicted model, not a curated record. Lineage: Eukaryota; Metazoa; Chordata; Chondrichthyes; Myliobatiformes; Dasyatidae. Gene Ontology annotation, molecular function: lyase activity. The coding region runs from base 108 to 1568 and encodes 486 amino acids.